Molecule: messenger RNA, 1156 nt
Organism: Drosophila takahashii
Lineage: Eukaryota; Metazoa; Arthropoda; Insecta; Diptera; Drosophilidae
Product: trypsin alpha-like
Biological process (GO): proteolysis
Molecular function (GO): serine-type endopeptidase activity
Source: RefSeq, a predicted model, not a curated record
AUGAUUACCAAGUUCUUACCUAUCGCGUUACUGGCUGCUCUUGUGUGUUCCACCAGGAUUCCAGAACCUGAGGAAAGGAUCGUUGGUGGCGGUUCUGUUCCAAUCGAAAAAGCACCCUAUCAAGUGGCUCUAUUAGAGUAUGAUAUACAAAUUUGUGGUGGUGCUAUAUACAGUGAACGGAUUAUCCUGACUGCAGCUCACUGUUUGAACCGCACAGAACUUGAAAAUUAUUCAGUGCGCGUUGGAUCAUCCUUUCCGCAUUUCGGUGGACAAGUUUAUAAGAUUCAGAAAGCCAAACAACAUGAGAAGUACAUAGGGGAUAUAUUCUCUGAUCCCUACGAUAUUGCAGUGCUUCUUCUGCAUAAGUCUUUAAGACUUGGAACAUCAAGGGUAAAUAGUAUCAUCCUUGCUGACAAGACUCCAGAACCGGGAACUGAAUGCUUUGUUACUGGUUGGGGAGAUACAGUUGAGGGCUCCACUUUGCGUGCACCAACACUAAGAGGUGUAAAAAUUACCGUCGAGGAUCACAAGACUUGUCAAGUGGCCUAUUUUGGAGGUGUGACUGAAAAAAGCAUUUGUGCUUCCGCUGCGGGAAAGCGUGCAUGCCAUGGGGAUUCUGGAGGUCCUUUAGUAUGCUUUCCAGGCCGCGAACUCGUUGGCAUCGUUUCCUGGUCUGCAGGAUGUGCCAAUCCCAAUUUCCCUGGGGUUUAUGCAAGUGUAGUUUAUUUUAAAGAUUGGCUUACCUCUACGAUUAGCAGCCUUGAGUGUAAAAAAGGUAAUGAAGGUGAAAAUGUAAAUCAGAAUGUAAUUGUUAUAGGACCCGUAAACACAUUUAAGCCUGAAAAAGGUAAAGUUAAUAAAAAUGAAACUAAAAUUGAAGCUUUAGAGCCAGAAAAAGAUGAAGUAAAUAUAAAUCAAAAUAUUAUUGAUAUUAAAUUCACCCCUAAGCCAGAAUUAGGUAAUAUAAAUAAACAUGAAACUGCUAAGCCCACAAUAAAUAAUGUAAAUAAAAAUGAAAUUAGCAUCAACAAUUAAGCCUGUAAAAAUUAAUGAAACUGCAAAUAUAAUUGUAAUCAACUCGAAUAAGAAAUACAUAUAAUUCAAUCAAGAUGUUAAAUUUAUUGCACAAAUAAACGAAUGUAAAUGCAACAACUGA